Saprolegnia parasitica CBS 223.65 is the source of this 3972-nucleotide messenger RNA. RefSeq lists its product as hypothetical. The record is from RefSeq and is a predicted model, not a curated record. Lineage: Eukaryota; Oomycota; Saprolegniomycetes; Saprolegniales; Saprolegniaceae. The coding region runs from base 1 to 3972 and encodes 1323 amino acids. Gene Ontology annotation, biological process: microtubule-based movement; mitotic spindle organization. The transcript has 9 exons. Gene Ontology annotation, molecular function: microtubule motor activity; ATP binding; microtubule binding.
AUGGCGAGUCGGAAGAAGCAGCGCAUCGAGGUCGCGGUCCGCGUUCGACCUUUCUUGCCCCAAGAGGUCGUCAGCACGGGCACAGGCUCGGACGAGACGGCCGUCAUCGAUGACGCCCGCCGCGCGAUCGCCAUCUCGACGCCGCAUGCGACGAGGCGCUUUACGUUCGACCACGUCCUCGGGCCGCAGUGCACGCAAGCGCAAGUGUACGAAACCACAUUGCAGUCGAAGAUCGACCACUUCCUCAACGGCUUCAACUUGACAAUCUUGGGCUACGGUCAAACCGCGAGCGGCAAGACGUACACGAUUGGCAGUAGCGCUAGCGGGAUGCAUAACCCAGCCGCUUGGGGCCUUCUUCCGCGUGUUCUCCGCGACGUCUUUGCCAAGAUUGACGCCGAUGCCGUCGUCGCCCACGUAACCUUCCUGGAAAUCUACGGCGAAGACAUCCACGACCUUCUCUCGCCAUCGCCAUUCUUGCCAAAUGGAGCGCGGCGCGUGCUGACACUCCGCGGCAUCGACACGAUCGACGGCGCGCGCGAGGUGGCGGUCGCGACGCCUGAAGAGGCCAUCGCUCAACUUUCCAAUGGUUGUGCUGGGCGCAUCACUGGCAGCACCGAGAUGAACCACGCCUCGAGCCGAUCCCACGCGGUGUUUUACUUGGUGCUCAAGACCAAAGCCGACCCGCAGUCAAUCAUAUCAAAGCUCACGUUCGUCGACUUGGCCGGUAGCGAGCGGCUGGACAAGACAAUGUCCGACGGGCAGCGCAAGAAGGAAGGCAUCCAGAUCAACGGCGGACUGCUCGUGCUCGGCAUGGUCAUCAACGCACUUGCUUGCAAAACACCGUACGUGCCGUACCGCUCGUCCAAGCUCACGCGGCUCCUCCAACACGCGCUUGGCGGAAACAGCCGCACGCUCUUCAUUGCGUGCGUCUCGCCGGCCGCUUCGAACGCGGCCGAGACACUCAACACGCUUGCGUAUGCCAGUCGCGCUCGCAACAUCCAAAAUGAGGCGGUCAAGAACGUCGACCCGUUGGCGGCAAAAACGGCUCAACUGCAAGCCUACAUUGCGAGCCUCGAGCGAGAGCUACACAACGCGCUGUACGGUGCACCGGAAGCGCUGGACACAGCCGCGCAUAUCCACGCGAUGCGGUCCAACGCAGAGUAUCAGCGCUUCUUGGAGAGGCUCCGAGCCGCUACCAAAACGCCGAUCGACUCGGUAGAAAUGGCGUCUUCAGUGCCAAAGGAGCCCGAUCCCGAAACCGAUGCCGACGAGCGGUGUAGCACCGUCGCCACGACAGACGACGGCACCGACGACGAUGACGACGAUAUUGACGACGGCAACGUCCGAUCGAUCCUUUCACGCAUCGAAGACGGUAUCCGGCUUGCAAGCAGUGCACUCGAGCGGCUUUCACUGCACUGCGAGACCGAGCCGGCGAAGGAGAGCGCGAAUGCUCUAUUGUCCGAGCUCACGUUCGCACUGGGACAAUGCGUGCACGUUCAAAACGUUAUGGCCGAGAAGGCGAACGAAGCGCGUGAGGAUGCGGCGAUGCUGCGCGCCGCACAGAGCCAAGUGACCAGCCUCCACCAGCAGCUACAGGAGCAGCGCGACCAAAUGACGGCACUCUUGCAACACGAACGCGACACGAGCCGAAUUCUCGACGACAUCAAGCAGCAGCUGGCGCAAAACCAGCCUGGCGCGCUCAAUGUGGAUCUCACGUCGCAGCAGCUUCAGUUGACCGCGGUCGUGAAGGACUUUCAAGGACAGCUGCACACACUCCUCCAGCGGCCGCUUCUGCUCGACGAUCAUAUCCCUCUCAGCGAGCACGUGGCCUUGAUGCAAUGCGCGACCACCACGCUCGAAGCGCAGCUCGAGUCCGCGCGGUGCCACGUCACGUCGCUAACACACGCACUUGCCGCUGAGAAACAAAGACACGCAGACGUCGCGCAGCAUCUCAAAGAGGUCCACGAGCACGAGAAGCUGGCGAUCCGAAACGAGUACCAGCACGAGUGCACAAGAGCACUCACCAAAUCGUACAAAGCCAGUGCCGAGAGACGCGAAGCCGAGACUGCGUAUCAAGCGCGACUUGCGGCCUUGCAGCGGUACGCAUCCCAGCUCGAGGGUGAGCUGCAAGACGCCGUCGCCGCCAACCAGGGGCAGCUUGAAGACUUUGAGCGGCGCGCAUCCCGGUUCGAGUCCGAGCUUGCGCAGCUGCGUGAGAUCAACCAAGAUCAACGCACAACCCAGCAACGACAUGUGCGUGAGCUCGAGGCCCAGCGUUCUCAGCUGUACGGUGCCAAUACUGCAAAGCAAGCACAGCUUACAGCCCUGCGACGGCGUGUGUCUCAACUUGAGGCGCAGUGCACACAGCUGCAAGAGGCGGAUGUUACCAACCAAGUACAGCUGACGGCUUCGAAGCGCCAUACGUCCCAGCUCGAGACCGAGUGCAAGCAGCUCCGUGAGGCCAACCAAGCGCAACUGACGACAUUGCAACACCGUGCAUCCGAGUUCGAGACCGAGCGUGCGCAGCUCCGUGACAUCAACCGAACACAACUUACGGCUGUUCAGCACCUCGGAGCUCGGCACGAGGCGGAGUGCACGCAGCUCCGUCGCGCCGAUGCUGCUUACAAAGCGCAGCUCACGGCUCUCCAGAGCCGCGUGUCCGAGCUCGAGGUCGCGCACUCUCAGCUGCAGUACGCCCACGCUACCAAACAAGCGCAGCUCACGGCCCAGCAACAGCGUGCAUAUCAGCUAGAGACGGAGCUCACACAGCUCCGUGGUACCAGCCAAGAAGAGCUUUCGGCCCUAAAGCACAGUGUAUCCUUGCUCACAACCAAGCUCCGUACGGCCCUGCAACACCACACAACCGAGCUCGAGGCCAAGCGCGCGCAGCUCCGUGAUGUCGAAGCCGCCAACCAAGCGCAGCUGAUGACCUUACACAUCAGCGUCUCUCAGCUCGCGGCAGAGCGCACGGAGCUUCGUACAGCUCUCGAGCGCAGCGUAUCUCUGAUCGAGGCGGAGCGCGCCCAGCACCGCGACGUCGACGCCGCGAGCCAAGCGCGUCUUGCGGCCCUGCGACGCAACAUCGCCCAGCGUGAAACCGAGUGCAAUCAGCUUCGCGAUGACUUGAGCCUCGCCCGCUGCGAUGUGCGUGCGCUGACCGAAGAGCUCAAUCGCAAUACGCAGCCAACGCCCAACAAGUACGAGCGCCUCGCGAGGACUCUUGGAAUCGAGAUCUCAGAAGUCGACUUGGCCGCGGCCUGUCAACACGACGUCGCCGCUCUCUGCGCACAGAACAGACCAGGCUUUGGCGCUACAGAAGGCCUCUGGCUUGUCGAUGCGGCCAACUCUUCGACCGUGGCUCCUCUUGAACGCACGGCGGCCGCAGCGCUGCCGGCGCGCAGCACCGUGACCGCGCGCGACGUGCUUCGCCUUGGGUGCUCGUACGCGGCGAGAGGCCUCCCAGUCGCCACCAUCAAUGCGAUGCUUGACCGCCUGACCAUCUACCACGAAGUCGAGACGACGAGAACGCUCAACGUCUCGGCGCCGGCGAAUGCACCGUACUUGCAACUGACGGUGCCUGCGCUCGAGCAUCCGGCGAUCACGCGCACCCAGUGCGUGGCACUCGUCGUCGAGUGCGACUCGCACGACCAAGGGUGGGCCACGGAUGCGUCACACCUCAACGGUUCGUACCGAGGUUGCCACAGCUGGGUCGAGCUGCACGUCACGGCGCCGAACGGGACGGUGGUCAUUCCGCGGCGCGACGCCUGCCGCAACCUUCGCGCACGCUCGGCCUUUCGCCGGCACUUGUUGCAUAUCACAGAUACAGGCAUGCUCGCACACCUUGUCGCACCAGGCACGCGCGUCACCGUGUCCUUGCGUGCGCAGUUUCCUGGCUGGUCGAACGAAGCUCGGUUUGCCCGACUCGCUAUAGCGUACAAGGUCGCGUUGUGCGACGACCUCAUGGGACCUUGA